Oppia nitens is the source of this 615-nucleotide messenger RNA. Its product is annotated as dual specificity protein phosphatase 3-like. NCBI's taxonomy places the organism in Eukaryota, Metazoa, Arthropoda, Arachnida, Sarcoptiformes, Oppiidae. Gene Ontology annotation, biological process: protein dephosphorylation; negative regulation of MAPK cascade. The coding region runs from base 1 to 615 and encodes 204 amino acids. Gene Ontology annotation, cellular component: cytoplasm. The record is from RefSeq and is a predicted model, not a curated record. Gene Ontology annotation, molecular function: MAP kinase phosphatase activity; protein tyrosine/serine/threonine phosphatase activity. The transcript has 3 exons.
AUGAGUGACAAAGAAAGUAGUGAUGAGAUGUGUUGGUGGAAAUCAACACUUAAGACAUGUACACCACAAGAAUUGAGACAAAUCAUAGACACACCGACUGUUGGUCUCUGUCUUUUGGCUAAUGAUUCUUAUAAUAAAGUAUUUGAUGGCAUUUACAUCGGUGACGAAAUAAUUGCAAUGAAUAUACCAUUACUAAAGUCAUUAUCAAUUAGUCAUGUAUUAAAUGCUUCGUUUGGAGACAAUAUCACUACAAAUGGUUUAUUUAAUUUUGUAAACACUGGACAACAAUAUUAUUCAGAGUCUGGCAUUCAAUUCAUGGGUAUUGAAGCCAUAGAUCACUUAAGUUUCAAUUUAUAUCAUUAUUUCGACAUUUCUGCUAAUUUUAUUGAGUCAGCAAUUAAUGAUUCGGGGAACGUUUUGGUUCAUUGCAAGGAAGGAGUGUCCCGAUCGGUAACUCUUGUGUCCGCAUAUUUGAUGAUCAAAAAAGGUAUGACAGCUCAGCAGUCUAUUCGCAUAAUAAGACAGAACAGAGAAAUAGCACCAAAUGAAGGAUUUUUAAGACAAUUGGCGUUUCUAAAUGAUAUACUCUUUAAUAAAAGUGACAAUAAUUCAUAA